Messenger RNA from Rotaria sordida, 261 nucleotides. The record is from the annotation of a GenBank genome assembly. Lineage: Eukaryota; Metazoa; Rotifera; Eurotatoria; Philodinida; Philodinidae.
AUGAUCAAAAUAAAUAUUUAUGAUUAUCUUUUCAAUUUACCACAAACAACUUAUGCAUGUAAUAUUUCGCAAUGGUCAACAGUACUUCAAAGUAAUGAUAGACUUAGUGAUGUUAUUAAUAAAAUUGUUGAAUUACAAAAAUAUGAACAUGAUAGAAAGAAAGAUAAUCACAUAUGUUCAGGAAUAAUGUUACUCAUUUUAGUUAUGUUUAUUGCAGCUUUUUCAGCAUUUAUUUGUUUUAUAUAUUAUCGUAUUCGUUAA